AUGUACGACGCUUCGAGGCUGUUUUACUUCGCCUCCUUCGCCAGCAUGAGUCUUGCACUGCUACUUGCUGUGCAGGAAAUCUCCAUCAGACGUCAAUCUCGUAGAGAUAGGCAAAGCUCAAGGCAUUCCAGCCGGACGCCGCUUCUGGGGAGGAGACCACUAAUCGAUGAAGAGCAGGGCGCGGAAGCACACAGCUACGACCAGCGUGCGACAGCUGACAGUAUCCUUAGCUUGUACGGCACUUUCAGCGACUACUCCCUUCCGAGUUUCCCCAUGCACUCCGACUUGACCGCCGAGAUACUACCCGAGGAGUCCUGCACCUCCACAUCGAGGCCACUCCUUCCAUGGGGUCGGGACAAUUUCGAUGCUCUACCGUCGAUGCCAGAGAGCUUUGCUGCAACUUAUCAGUUGAUCAAGACAUUUUCACGUAUCUCCAUGGCCCCUGUCCAUCUCGUGAAACAUCGAGUUUCUGGCGAGCAGUUAAUCAUCAAGCAGCUUCAGAGUCGUCCCGGCGUAGGAGAUCAAUGUUUGCCCAUGGAAGCUUUCAUCCUGACCAAAGUCCUGGGAAGCCACAAGAACGUGUUGGGCGUGAAAGAUGUCCACACUGCUCAGGAUGGUGUCCACGUGCCAUACUCGAACAUGGUAAUGCCGUUCUGUCGAUCGGGCGACCUUCACGGCCUAAUCAGCAAAUUCAUGAAGCGAGGAGAACCAGUUCCUCCACAGUUCGUGCUCCACUUUGUCAGCGGCAUGAUCGACGCCUUGGCCUUCCUGCACCACGGCCAUGCCUCUUACGACCCAACGACAAGACGCCCGGUCGUCGUGGAUCAACCAGUCAUUCUGCACUGUGACAUCAAGCCCGACAACAUCUUCUUGGACCUCACGAAAGACUCCGCUUACGGCCUUCCAAACAUCCUGCUCGCAGACUUUGGCCUUUCAGCCCGCGAAGGCGUCAAAGGUAUCCGAGGGACGCCAGUCUACUUUCCCCCUGAACUCCUCGAAGCUAACACCCGCGCCUCUGAGGAAUUGGGGUACUGGAAAAAAGCUUGCAACACAUCCUUCUGCUCCAAGCAAAGCGACAUGUAUUCCUUCGCCGCGACUCUUUACACGCUAAUCACUUUCGAGCGAUAUGUUCCUGGUGACGACAUUGAGACUGCUUUCUACACAUCCAAUGUAAGGGAUUAUGUCGACAUUCUCUUCAUCCUUGAAUCUGGACUUUCCGAGUGGGCUGAGGAUCGAGAGCUGGCGAAAUCGUGGCAUCAUGUGUCUUUUACUUACAAGCAGRCCCUGAAGCUGUGGCACGACGCGGGCGGACGUUUGUAA
Ramularia collo-cygni is the source of this 1320-nucleotide messenger RNA. RefSeq lists its product as uncharacterized. Gene Ontology annotation, molecular function: protein kinase activity; ATP binding. The coding region runs from base 1 to 1320 and encodes 439 amino acids. Gene Ontology annotation, biological process: protein phosphorylation. Lineage: Eukaryota; Fungi; Ascomycota; Dothideomycetes; Mycosphaerellales; Mycosphaerellaceae. The transcript has a single exon. The record is from RefSeq and is a predicted model, not a curated record.